UUCCAGCGACGCAUUGAAUUCCGUCCAAUCUUACAGGGUCGGGGGGAUCAUCGAAUUCGCAACGUACGUCUGACAUAAGAGGGAUCGAAUCACCCUGGAAGUUUUUCGGGGGCGACGCCGGGGAUAUCGCAUCGAGUCAUACGCAUGGGUCCUAGUGCCAUGAAGAUUUCAGGGGUGGUUCAGCCAGGGAUUUCGAUUUUGCCUUGUUGCGAUUGUUUUCAUGGGAGAAAAGGGCCUUACAUCUAAUUGCGGAACCGUCGUCACCCUCUUCCCGACGAACAGGCGAACGCUGCUUACCUUGUCCAGGAAGCGGUAGACCCCAUUCCCUACUCCUCCGAUGGACCAACUGCUGCCGCCGCCGCCGUCAUUGGACCUGCGUGACCUGAAGGCCCUCUCCAUCCUCGGCCGCGGCGCCAAGGGCGUCGUCUUCCUCGUCCGUGUCGCCGACGCUUCCUCUGCCGGCGACGCCCUCGCCCUCAAGGCCGUCUCCCGCUCCUCCAUCGAGCGCAGGGCAUCCGGCGGCGACGCCUACCGCCGCGUAUGGCUCGAGCGCGACGUCCUCCUGUCGCUUCGCCACCCCCUCCUCCCCUCCCUCCGCGGGGUCGUCUCCACCGAUAGGAUCGUCGGCUUCGCCAUCGACCGCUGCUCCGGUGGCGAUCUCGCCUCCCUCCGCCGCCGCCAGAGCGAGAAGAUGUUCUCUGAAGAUAUCAUCCGAUUCUAUGCCGCCGAGUUGGUGCUGGCGCUGGAGUACCUCCACGGACUGGGGAUCGUCUACCGAGACCUGAAGCCAGAGAACGUCCUGAUCCAAGACAACGGCCACCUCAUGCUCGUCGACUUCGAUCUCUCCACCAAACUCCCCUCAGGACCGCCGCCCGAACCCCUCAAUUCCCCGCCGAGCGUCACUCCCCGCCACGACGAAUCCACGCCUCCAGGUACCGCCAAGAAGAGGAAGAAGAAGGUCAAGAGAAAAGAAAAGAAAGCCUCGCGUCUCACGGGCUGCCUCUCCUUCAACGCCGACGUAUCGCCGGAAACUUCCAAGUCUUUCCUGGCGGAGGAGGCGAAGGCAGCGCCACCAGCGUCGCCGGGGACGUCGGCUGGGAAGUCGAACUCGUUCGUGGGGACGGAGGAGUACGUGGCGCCGGAGAUCAUCGAGGGCAAGGGCCACGACUUCGCGGUGGACUGGUGGGGGCUGGGGGUGGUUCUUUACGAGAUGCUCUACGGGCGGACGCCGUUCCGAGGGAAGAACCAGAAGGACACCUUCCACCGGAUCCUGACCAAGGAGGCCGACCUCGUGGGGGAGACCACGCCGCUGCGCGACCUCAUCCGGAGGCUCCUGGAGAAGGACCCCGAGCGUCGCAUCACCGGCGAGGCCGUCAAGGCGCACGCCUUCUUCCGCGGGGUCAUGUGGGAGGAGCUGCUCCGGAUCCCGCGGCCACCGUUCAUCCCCAUGCCAUCGGACGACGCCGACGACGACGCCGCUUUCGAGGGGCUCGACGUGGAGAGCACGGUGGUCGAGGUUUCCGCCGCCAAGGAGGAGAAGGCGUCGGGCGGGAAGCGAGACGAAGGGGUUACCGCUCCUCCUCGACCCCCAGAUUUUGUCGUCUUCUAACUUUGCCCUUUUUCUUUUAUUCCUUAUUAUUUAUUAAAUAAAAAGAAACUCCAACACUACUCCGGUCGUGACUUAAGUUACGAC
Messenger RNA from Musa acuminata AAA Group (dessert banana), 1693 nucleotides. Its product is annotated as serine/threonine-protein kinase OXI1-like. The transcript has 2 exons. Gene Ontology annotation, cellular component: cytoplasm; plasma membrane; nucleus. NCBI's taxonomy places the organism in Eukaryota, Viridiplantae, Streptophyta, Magnoliopsida, Zingiberales, Musaceae. The record is from RefSeq and is a predicted model, not a curated record. Gene Ontology annotation, biological process: protein phosphorylation. Bases 338 to 1609 code for a protein of 423 amino acids. Gene Ontology annotation, molecular function: ATP binding; protein serine/threonine kinase activity.